Molecule: messenger RNA, 1062 nt
Organism: Salvelinus sp. IW2-2015
Lineage: Eukaryota; Metazoa; Chordata; Actinopteri; Salmoniformes; Salmonidae
Source: RefSeq, a predicted model, not a curated record
AUGUCUAACAGUGGAUCAUAUACCUGUCAGGGUGUCAAGGACAACAAGUUCUCCAAGAUCAGUGAUGCUGUACAACUAAAUGUGUCUGAUCAGCCACAACCUGUCCUGAGUAUCUCUCUUCAGUGGCUGAAGCCUGGAGACUCAGUGUCUCUGAGCUGUAAAGUUGACAGGAUGUCUACAGGCUGGAGGUUCUCCUGGUACAGGACUGUUCCCUACAGAGCUGGGUUAUCCUCCCUAUCAGACAAGUCUUACUCUCUACAGCCCCUAUCUGACAAUGUGACUAGUGAAGACUCCUACACUCUGAUCCCUGCUGGUCCUACUCCUACAGGAGGAUAUGUGUGUAGAGCUGGGAGAGGAGACCCAGUCUAUGACACACUCUACAGUGAACCUCAGUUUCUCUGGUCAGGAGAUCUGRACCCCUCAGUGUCUCUCAGAAUAAGUCCCAACACAACUCAACACUUUASAUCAAAGUCUCUCUCACUGAGCUGUGAGGASAAGGGGAACUCUACUGGAUGGAGACUGAUGAGAUACACAGAGAGAGGAGUYGAGUCAGMGWGUGUCUCUAYCUGGGGAUCAAUAACAGGGUCCACWUGUACCAUCAGCUWCACAUACACAUGGUKCAGUGGAGUYUWCUGGUGUGAGUCUGGAUCAGGAGAGUACAGUAAUGCUGUCAACAUCACAGUGSKUGAUGGUGAUGUGAUCCUGGAGAGCCCUGUCCAUCCCAUGACUGAAGGAGACUCUGUGACUCUGUUCUGCAAAUACUGGACAACCAGCUCAAACAUCAAGGCUGAUAUCUACAAAGAUGGAGUACUCAUCAAGAAUGAGACCACAGGAGAGAUGACCAUCCCUGCAGUAUCCAAGUCAGAUGAAGGAUUCUAUAAGUGUAACUCUGAUCAAGGAGAUUCACCAGAGASCUGGGUGACUGUGAGAGCUCAGGGUGCUUUGUGGUCUACUGGUGGCAUCUCCCUUUUUACUGGUGUCCAUCGUGCUGACGGUGAAAUGCUGCAGGGCUCGAGGUUUGUGUUCAACAGUCAGAUCUCCUCCAGACCAGAUACGAUCUGA